AUGGCAGCCAGGACCCCUCUUUCUCAUGCGGAUUACAUGGUUAGAUGGAUCUGCGCACUUACCUGUUCAACCGAACGACAUAAUGCUUAUAUUCUUGGGAGCAUUGCGAAACACAAUUUCAUAGUUGCAUGUCUGCCAAGCGGUGAAUAUGGCAUUGCAUCUGCCACCACUGUCGCCAUGCAGUUAUUGUCCAGUCUCCACUCAAUUCGCUUUGGUCUGAUGGUCGGCAUCGGAGGAGGGGUGCCGAAUAGGAACUCGGAUAUUCGACUCGGUGAUUUUGUGGUCAGCAAGCCGAAUUCACAUGGUGGAGUGGUGCAGUAUGACUAUGGCAAAGCAUUGAAUGGCGGCGAUUUCCAGUGGACAGGCAUGCUUAAUCGUCCACCUCAGAUUCUCUUAACAGCACUCACCAAACUACAAGCAAUUCAUCUUACAGAAGAGAGCCAAGUUUCAUAUUUCCUUGCUGAGAUCAAGCGCAAAAUACCCAAACGAGUUGCCAAUUUUGCUCGUCCUGCUCAGACAGACCAUUUGUACCUGAGUGAUUAUAAUCACAUCAAGAUCCACUUCAAGACUUGUGAUGACUGUGGUAAAGCUAAAACUGUUUCCCAGUCUUUCCAAAACCAUAGUGGUCCUGUUAUUCACUAUGGGCUGAUUGCGUCUGCUAAUCAAGUGGUGAAAGACAGUCAACUACGGGAUAAGCUUGGUCGUGAACUAGGUGUAUAUUGCGUGGGGAUGGAAGCAGCAGGAUUAAUGAAUGAUUACCCAUGUCUAGUUGUGUGUGGAAUCUGGAUAUGCAGCGGAGUUGCAGCAGCAUAUGCCAAAGAGCUUCUUUCGGUGACCUCAGUUGGCCAUAUUGAAGAAACACAGACUGUGCAGGAUAGCAUGUCAGACUCUGCGAGUUGGUUUCACGUUCCACUAGACCUCACUGCGGUGCCUGUAAUUGAGAAUUACUUGGGACGGCAAGACGAGCUACAACGCCUAUGGCAUCAUUUACAGCCAGUAAAUUCUCAUUCACGAAAGGUAGCCAUUCUCCAUGGCCUUGGCGGAAUAGGAAAGACGCAGCUGGCAAUCCGCUUUGCUCGAGAUCACAAGAAUGAUUUUACUGCCAUAUUUUGGCUGAGCGGCAAAAAUCGGGGCACGCUAUUGCAAUUUUUGAUCUCCGUCUUGCCCCGAUUACAAGGAAAAUCCCAUAAUAUUAAAGUGAUUAAUGGAGAGGAAGUGGAGCAAAGAGUUAGGCAUGUCUUACAAUGGCUAGCAUUAGAGGGAAACCCACACUGGCUAAUUUACUUUCUUAAUAGCAUUAAUGCUUGCGAUGGAUAUGAUAUCAGUGGAUUCUUUCCCACGGCAGACCAUGGUUCCAUUUUCAUCACCUCCCGACUCCAGAGGUUAACUGGUCUUGAAAAUCCUUCCCAGUCCACAGACUUGGGUCUAAAGAUUCAAUUUAGCUAUUUUUACAGAGCAUCGCAAUCGAGCCCUGGACGUCAGUACCAACAAGGUAACCUGCUCCAAACAUGGAUGAUCUCAUAUUAUGAGAUUCAAAAGCGAGACCCAAAUGCAGCAGAGAUUUUACUCCUACUUGCGCACUUGGAUGGCCGAGACAUUUGGUAUGGGUUAGCAAAAAGUGCUUCUCAUAGCUCAAAUACCCUAGCCUGGUUUAAUAGUAUUAUAUCCUCUGAACUCACUUUUAAAAUUAGUAUGAAGAUUCUCAUUGGAUUCUCCUUCGUUGAGACUAAGCAGCAGCAAGAGGGAAGCUAUGCAAUACAUCCAGUUAUACAGGACUGGUGUCUUCACAUUGCUAGCUCAAGAAAAAAUACGAAUUUAGUUCGAUUGAAAGAACUAGCUCUGAUACCUGCUAGAUAUACAGGAGCAUUUCAUCGUUUAGGGGGGUUUUACUAUUACCAGGGUAGUCUGAAGGAGGUAGAGAUGUACUGUCGAGCACUGGCAGGUUAUGAAAAGGAAAUGGGUCCGGAUCACAUAUCCAUCCUUGGUACAGUCCAUAACCUUGGUCUUCUCUACCCUGACCAGGGCAAGCUGAAGGAGGCAGAGGAAAUGUAUUACCGAACAUUGGCAGGCUAUGAAAGCGCACUGGGUCCAGAUCACCAGAAGACCCAACGAAUUGCAGAGGAAUUAAAUACAUUAUUCAAAUGUUCAAGACGCCGCAAACGGGAGAUUGGGCUAGGAGGCCGUUCAUGUUUUGCCAGCGGAAAGCGUAAAGAUCCUCCGGGGGUUUGUUUUCAGGGAUUUCUGAUUUUUCAAUUAACAUUGCAAGAGCACCAUGUUUUGAUAUGCAGGGAAUGA
This is a messenger RNA of Aspergillus ruber CBS 135680, 2295 nucleotides long. RefSeq names its product purine and uridine phosphorylase. Bases 1 to 2295 code for a protein of 764 amino acids. Gene Ontology annotation, molecular function: protein binding; catalytic activity. The record is from RefSeq and is a predicted model, not a curated record. The transcript has 8 exons. Lineage: Eukaryota; Fungi; Ascomycota; Eurotiomycetes; Eurotiales; Aspergillaceae. Gene Ontology annotation, biological process: nucleoside metabolic process.